Messenger RNA from Serpula lacrymans var. lacrymans S7.9, 959 nucleotides. RefSeq lists its product as uncharacterized. Bases 46 to 723 code for a protein of 225 amino acids. Gene Ontology annotation, cellular component: Golgi membrane; SNARE complex; cis-Golgi network. Gene Ontology annotation, molecular function: SNAP receptor activity. The transcript is spliced from 6 exons. NCBI's taxonomy places the organism in Eukaryota, Fungi, Basidiomycota, Agaricomycetes, Boletales, Serpulaceae. The record is from RefSeq and is a predicted model, not a curated record. Gene Ontology annotation, biological process: vesicle fusion; endoplasmic reticulum to Golgi vesicle-mediated transport.
CACUGUAAAUUUCCCGCAAGAACUCUGAGAUUACCAACGACAAUCAUGACAACAUUUGACUCUUUACAUAGACAAUGCAGGAUAUUGGAAUCGUUAUUCGAUGUAAAAUUGACAUCUUACUCGCGGCUGGCUUUAGCAAUCGGAAGAAAUGCGUAUGACCUUGAAGCUGAAGGGUCUGGAGAACAAUGGAAAGACCUUGAAGUCGAGGUUGACGAUUUUCUGGAAAAGUUGCGAGUGACCAACGAGCAGCUCGCAGCGGUCACCAGCGAUCCUAAUAUGCCGCCUUCUCAGUCCAUGUCAAGAGCAAUUCAGAGACAUAGAGAUGUUUACCGGGACUAUUCACGCGAACUGCACCGAACGAAGACAAAUGUCAAAUAUGCACUCGACCAAGCUAAUUUACUCAGCGGUGUAAGGCACGAUAUUGAAGCUUAUAAGUCGUCGGCUGCAGAUUCAUUACUCGCCGAGCGUGGUAGACUUGACAGUUCUCAUCAAAUGACAGAUACUAUCCUCGAGCAAGUCUUUGAGACCAGGGCCGAGUUUUCGCAGCAGAGCGUAUCUUUGGUUGGCAUCAAGGGGCGUAUAAAUAAUGUUUUAAAUUCUAUGCCUGGCGUAAACAAUCUUUUGUCCGUGAUCAAAUUCCGUCGGAGAAGAGAUGCAAUCAUUCUUGGUGUCGUGAUCGCAGCGUGUUUGCUAAUACUCUUGAGAUAUAUUGCCCACAACUGAGACACAAAACCCGAGAGGCUCCGCAUCGAAUAAUAUACUUCACAGGGAGGAGAAUUGGCUCUGAAAUGUUCGUCGAAUGCGUUGGAAAAAAUGAUAUUUUAAAUCAACGUUUCAACCUAGUCUUCCUUGUUGGUAUUCUAAGUUAAUCCGAGAAGCGAGACGCGUAGCAAGUAGUCUUUGGCUGUCACUUCUCAGAAUGUGAUCACUGAAUGCAGGAGUUUAUUGGGGAGAAGAAA